AUGGAAUCGAUGAAAGCUAUCAUGCCUGCAAAUCUUAAAGAAGCCAAGCGAGGAUCUGCUAUUUUUUGAAAGAUACAUGCAUUUAUUCCACCCGAAAUGAAUGCUUCACAAGACUCAAAAUCAGAUUGAGAUUCUAGCAUUCUCGCUUCAGAGAAACCUUCUACAAAUAAUGGAGGAGUAUCACCAAGAGUAUUUAACAAUAGUUCAAAGACCAUCGGACAUAGAGGUACUGCCAUAUUCGGCGACUCUGAAGAAGUACCCAUCUGAAAGGGAGCAUUAAUCAGUGAGCAUAAAAAGAGGGAAACAUUUGGUGCUGAGAACAACUUGCUUGCGAAGAUUAACAAUGAAACUCUCUCAAGACCUAGCUUCACUCAAAGACACUCUAUUAUGAGUCUUAACCAAAAAGCUAUAAAAAGGAAAUCUGAUAUAAAAUCUGUAAUCUCAGUAAACGAGAUCCCUGAACAAAACUACGAGAUGUUUAUCGAAAACCAAGAUGAGGUGAAAUCAAACACAAACCUAGAACUCAUUGAGGAAAAAUAAGUUUGAAAAUGAAAGCAACGAGACCAAUAAAUUGUUCGACAAUCUUAGCGAUAUUGUAGACUAUAAUGUGCAUGGCCCUGUAGAGAAAUCUGAGCAUCUCCAGUCCUCACCAGAGAAAGAAGAUGUAGUAAAGAGCUUAUAAUGGCUCCAAAAAGUGUAUCUAUUAAGGCAAAAGACUCUUUGAAGGAUACCUUUGACGAUGAAGAAAGGAAGACACAAGAGAUGUUUGGAAAUUUAUCUCAGAAUGUGUUUAAGUCACAAAUUAUCAAGAAUAUUACUCCUACCGAUCACUCAGUACAUAUGACUGACCAUUCUAAUCCUAAGAUGAGCAGUUCUAGGAAGAAUGCCGGGGAUGGAUCUAGCUCAGCUACAUUCAAAGGAAGUAGAACCAAAAUUAGAGAAGCAUAUUCAAAAGGAAUGACGAAUCUGGAAUUAUUCUAUUCAGCCCAGCUUAGAUCUGUUUACAAUAAGCACAAGUAUAAAGCAAAUUACCAGAUCAAGCAAAGUCCAGGCAAGAAAGAUCUGAUAAUCAAACUUUAUGAGAUGGGAUUCCAAGAUGACUGAGUUGAGAGAGCAUUUCUGUACGCUGAUGUAGCAUGCAUUGAAGAAAUCAUCUCCUAUUUGAUCCCAAAUGAGAAAGGAUUCUGGGAUCACAAGUUCUUCCCAGAAAGCCAGUCUAGUGCUGGAGGAAAAUGCCUCCUCUGAAGACGAAGCCAGCCUAAGAAAAAGCCAAUGAAGAAUCAUCAGAAGAAAACAUCUUCUGAGAUCCGAUUGAAAAACCAAGACCUCGAAAUAGGUUCACCUGUUAAAAAGGAGAAGAAAUUAGAGCUCGAAAUCUCACAAGACAAUAAACGGAUAUAAAGAACAACAUCCAAAUGAUAAAAUUUAGAGAAUUCAUAAACCUCCAAGAUAACCCAUAUGAACCAAUCUUCCGAGACAAGACAGUUAUGAAUCACUCUGAGGACGACCAGCUUCUUUCAAAAAGUUUUCAAGGAAAUAUUACAAACAAUAAGAAAAAUAAAGAGAGGAAUAUUCUAGCGAAGUUUGAGGAAGAUCCUGAUUUUGAGAUAAAUGAGAGUGGUGAUCUUGGGAAUAGGGUAUUAGGCAUAGAGGAGUUUGGGAGGAGAGAGGGGGAUAGAGGAGUUAGAGGUGAGAAAGAGGAUGAUUCUUGGGGUAUGGGUGGUAUUCCUGAGCUCCAGAGGAAGAGAUUGGCUAAUAAGAAGUCACAUUCUUCUAAAGAAGCAGUAACUGCAAUGAAGAAAAAUCCUCUCAGAGUACAAGAAGAAGUAAAACUUCCAACAAUAAUUGGAGUUGAAGGAGAUGAGGAUAAAAGCUACCUCUCUAAUAAUCUUGAGUUAGAGCGCAGUAGAUCAGCCAAAUCUCUCUUCUUCCCCAAAAACCUCGAAGGACACACUGUCAGAGAAUUCGAAGAUGACGAGCUCUGAGCCAUUUGUUUGCAGCCUUACGAGCUCCACUCGUUCGACCACAACCUCGAACUGAUGGCACUCGCUCAGAAGUACUGUGAGAUCAUUGAGCAAGCUUCCAAAGAAGGCAACGACUCUUUUGCUCUCAACCACACCCACAUGAGUGUGAUCAGCUACGGGUCCAAAAUCAGAAUUCCAGGCAACGAAGAAGGCACUCUUGACUCCCAGACAAUCGUGAAGAUGAAGUCUAAAAGCAGGAAACUCACUGAGAACAUCAACUUAGAAGAAACACUCUCCAACAACAAAGCGAGUGUGUCCGACCUGACCAAGUCAAAGGAAGAGUCAAGCCAGGCUUUUCACGAUGAAAUCAGACAAACACACAGACUCAUGAUUGACAGGGCACUUGCCCAUCUUGAGAAAGAGCACCCUGAGCUUUGUAGAGGCAACAUCAACGGCGAUAAGUGCCAGAUCUGUCUCUGAGAAAGCGAUAAGCCAGUGCCACUGAACUGCAACCACACAUUUUGUAAAGAGUGUCUGAACGAGUAUCUCAGACAGAAAAUCAAGGACUCACAAGUCUUUGAUAUCAAGUGUCCGAUAACGAAGUGCAGAACUCCGAUCGACCGCAACAUCGUCAUCCACUCGAUAUCGAAACAGAGCCGCAAAGUGUACAAGAGGUUCACCAAGACCUUGGCAGUAAUCAGAGACCAGCCCAAUUUCGUAUUCUGAAUCGAGUGCAACCGCCUCAACCAGCUCAGAGGCGAUGACUUGCUUGCUCAGUGUCGUUCAUGAGAUGCUGAAAUGUGUAUUGACUGAGUGAAGCCAUGGCAUGAAGGAAUUCCGUGUCACGAAGAACUUGAAGUCAAAUACAAUGAGUAUGCUCAGGGUAAAUAACAUCCAGCUCUGACCGAAGUGAGGCUCUUUCAUGGAGAAGGCUGCACAGUGCAACCACCUGACUUGCACCCGAUGAAUGUCGAAGUUCUGCAUUUACUGAAGACAAGAGUUUUCAGAAGACCACCUCAACCCUCUGAACUCGCAAGCAUGACCUUCUCUAGUCAACAAUCAGAAAGUGAGACCAGUGUUCAACUCUCCGUUCAUGAAUGCAAGCAGUUGCAAACUGAUCACAGUGCUUGUGACAUACGUGUGCAUAAUGCCUUUGGUGCUUGUUGUAUGCUGGCCAGUGUUGUGUUGCAAAAGCUUGAAAAGCAGGAGACCUCCAGCAAUGAGAAAACGCAGAAUCCGAGUUAAAACUCCUUCUUGCAUUGUGCUUGCAAUUGGAGCAUUUCUGGGGUUAUUAUUGCUUCCAGUGGCGUUGUGAAGAGUCAUCAGAAUGAACAAUCGAAACAGAACAAAGUCUAGACAAGAUAAAUACAAAGCAUAAUUAUUUGACGAAUUCAAACUGACUUUGGUUGGAUACAGUUGAUAGAAUAAUCUGAUGCUUCAGUUAUCUAAUAUUGAAAUAUUAAACUUUGAACAUU
Molecule: messenger RNA, 3439 nt
Organism: Moneuplotes crassus
Lineage: Eukaryota; Ciliophora; Spirotrichea; Euplotida; Euplotidae
Source: the annotation of a GenBank genome assembly